Spinacia oleracea (spinach) is the source of this 1874-nucleotide messenger RNA. RefSeq lists its product as uncharacterized. Bases 410 to 1543 code for a protein of 377 amino acids. NCBI's taxonomy places the organism in Eukaryota, Viridiplantae, Streptophyta, Magnoliopsida, Caryophyllales, Amaranthaceae. The transcript has 15 exons. The record is from RefSeq and is a predicted model, not a curated record.
UUUUAAAACAAAUUCCCGAAAUAAUGUCCACUUAAAUUCGACAACACUCUCUUUUACGUUUAACAAAUAACAAAAAUAACUCAAUCUUUGUCUUUAAUUUAGUUUGAUUAACAUACUAUUUUUGGCGAUUAAUGCAAGAUCGUGUGCCCCUUGCUCUUCGCUUCCCAUUUGUCCCUCUUCUUUGUCUUUCUCUCCAAUAUCUUUUGAUGCAUCAAACAUUUUGAACAUCUUUUUUUCGUCAAAAUUUCCAGAACUGUACCCGAAACCCUCUCCAAUUUUCAUUUCCCCUUUUCAUUUUAUGAUCAGGGUCAUUUUUUCAUAUUGGAAGAGAGGAGAGAGAAAUUGAAGAUUCUGUAUUUGUGUUCCACAAAUAAUGUUGGCAGUUUAAAAUUCGUCAAAACAAACAAACAUGGCUGCCAAGAACAUUGCAGUAUUUUCUGAUUCAAAAACCCGAAGAUCAUGCAUUUGCAGUGUUUUUCAAGCAGCUUCCGCAGCUAUCCUAAUUUACGUGAUAGGAAGUGUUUUUAUUUUACCAGUUUACAGACAGGAUACUCCGAAAAUGGGGUUAGCUGGAAGCAUGGACCUAUUGUUGGGCAGUAAAUGUGAGAAUCAGUGCAAACCUCGUGGAACUGAGUCGUUGCCUCAAGGAAUUGUGGCAAAGAAUUCUAACUUGGAAAUGCGACCACUUUGGGGCCUUCCGGAGAAAAGUAACUCAUCACGGAAUUUGCUGGCAGUUGCUGUUGGAAUAAAGCAAAAGGAACUUGUGAAUGCAAUGGUUAGAAAGUUUCUGUUCAGGGGCUUUUCAGUUAUGCUCUUCCAUUACGACGGUAAUAUUGAUCAAUGGAAGGAGUUUAGGUGGAAUGACAGGGUCAUACACGUAUCUGCAAUCAAUCAAACUAAGUGGUGGUUUGCAAAGCGGUUCAUGCACCCAGAUGUAGUUGCUGCCUAUGAAUAUGUUUUUCUCUGGGAUGAAGAUCUCGGAGUUGACUACUUUGAUCCUUUAAGAUACGUGUCUAUUGUUAAGGAGGAGGGUCUUGAAAUCUCCCAGCCAGCACUUGACGGAAACAGAUCAGAGGUGCAUCACCAGAUCACAUCCCGGGGAAGGAGAGGAAAAGUUCACAGGAGAACAUAUAAGCAUGAUGAGUGUGAUGAAGACAGUACUGGUCCUCCUUGUACCGGGUGGAUAGAAGUCAUGGCUCCGGUGUUCUCUCGGCCAGCAUGGCGUUGUGUAUGGUACAUGAUUCAGAAUGACUUGAUCCAUGCCUGGGGUUUGGACAUGCAGCUGGGAUAUUGUGCACAGGGUGAUCGCACCAAAAAGAUUGGGGUUGUGGAUGCCGAGUAUGUGAUACACUAUGGCCUGCCUACACUAGGCGAGCCGCUAGGGAAAAAGCCUCGACUUCACGUUCUUGACAAGCGUGUUGAAGUGAGAAGACAGUCUUUUAACGAAUACAAGGUCUUCAGAAGACGAUGGGAUAAAGCUGUCUUGACCGAUGAAUGCUGGACGAAUCCUUAUCCACAACCAUUGAAGCCACUUUUGCGGUAGCAGGUACAGAUUACAGAUUACAGACAGAAAUUAAAGUCAUUUAUAAAAACACACAGAUUGAUCAGGAUAUAACUUGUAUUAGUUGUUUAUACACACAUAGCAUUUCAUAGAAAAUUCAUUUUCCGCAAAAUAUGUGGUUCGAGUCGAGGAAGAACAUUUAUGUACAGAAAAGAUACGUUGAUGAUGCUUUAGAGUAUUAUUUGUAAGCAUAGCUGGGUUUGAGCAAUGGGUGCCAUACUUGGCUUGUAUUUGUAAAGCAUGUACAACUAUACAUGAUAUGAUUCUAUCAUGGAAAUCUCUUUUAUAUACAUGACCUUUUUCCUAGAGGAAA